This is a messenger RNA of Heteronotia binoei (common prickly gecko), 3824 nucleotides long. Its product is annotated as zinc finger protein 91-like. The transcript has 7 exons. Gene Ontology annotation, biological process: regulation of transcription by RNA polymerase II. Gene Ontology annotation, molecular function: DNA-binding transcription activator activity, RNA polymerase II-specific; RNA polymerase II cis-regulatory region sequence-specific DNA binding. Gene Ontology annotation, cellular component: nucleus. NCBI's taxonomy places the organism in Eukaryota, Metazoa, Chordata, Lepidosauria, Squamata, Gekkonidae. The record is from RefSeq and is a predicted model, not a curated record. The coding region runs from base 24 to 3086 and encodes 1020 amino acids.
GAAUCUGGUGAGCUUCUGCUUGAAUGGCGGGGAGGGAAUCCGGCAGGAGUGGAAAGACACCCUUGAUGCCUCCACCAUCUCCUCUGUGUGCUGAAGGGAAAAGAGCAGCCAUGCAGCCAGCCCAGGCUGGGGUGUCCUUCGAGGAGGUGGCCGUGUAUUUCACCCCGGGGGAGUGGAGCCUGCUGCGCCCAGCCCAGAGAGCUCUCUACAAGGAAGUCAUGCUGGAGAAUUUUGAGAACGUGGCCUCUCUGGGAUUUCUGAUUGUCAAACCUGAACUCAUAUCCUGGCUGGAAGAAGAGGAAGGGCUGUUUCUCCUGGGCAGUGCGGAAGAGGAGGGAUUGGCAGCAGGAAAUCUGUGGCAGUCAGCGAAUGGAGAACAUCUAUUGAUGGAAAAAGAGGAUACAUAUUCAGGUGUGAAAGAGGAGUUUGAAUAUCUGGAUGCACCAAAGAAGGAGGAGGGAAAACACACAUCUGAAAGGAGGAAUAUUUCUGAUAUUUUACUGGGGGAUGACUCUAUAUGGCAAAAAAUAUAUCAUGGAAACAACACGAAUGAGUGCACUGCAAGCAGGGAAAAUGUCACUGAAAAAUCCGUUACUAAUAUUCAACAAAGGAUGUGUAUCAGAAUAAAAAUAUAUGAAUGCCUGCAGUGUGGGAAAAGUUACAGGGACAGAGGGCACUUUACUUCCCAUCAAAGAACUCACACAGGGGAGAAACCAUAUCAAUGCCUAGAGUGUGGGAAAAGCUUCAGUGUGAGGUAUAGGCUUAAUCGCCAUCAGAGAACUCACACAGGAGAGAAACCAUACGAAUGCCUUGAGUGUGGGAAAAGCUUCAGUCAGAAUAACGCUCUUACUUGCCAUCGGAGAAUUCACACAGGAGAGAAACCAUAUGAAUGCCCAGAGUGUGGGAAAAGGUUCACUGAAAGUGGAAAACUUACUUCCCAUCGGAGAACUCACACAGUAGAGAAACCAUAUGAAUGCCUAGAGUGUGGGAAAAGCUUCACUCAUAGUUCUGGCCUUACUUCCCAUCGAAGAACUCACACAGGGGAGAAACCAUAUAACUGCCUGGAUUGUGGGAAAAGCUUCAGUAAAAGUGGAAAACUUACUUUGCAUCGAAGAACUCACACAGGGGAGAGACUAUAUAAAUGCUUAGAGUGUGGGGAAAGCUUCAAUCAAAGUAGUACGCUUAUGUCCCAUCAAAGAACACAUACAGUUGAGAGACCAUAUAAGUGCCACGAGUGUGGGAAAAGCUUCAGUUGGAGUGAAAAUCUUAUUUGCCAUCAAAGAGUUCACUCAGGGGAGAAACCAUAUAAAUGCCUGGAAUGUGGGGAAAGCUUUAGUGAAAAUGGAAAACUUACUUUGCAUCAAAGAGUUCACACAGGAGAGAAACCAUAUAAAUGCCAGUUGUGUUGGAAAAGCUUCAGGUGGAAUGACAAUCUUAUUUCCCAUCAGAGAGUUCACACAGGGGAGAAUUUAUAUAACUGCCUGGAAUGUGGAAAAAGCUUCCGUGAAAGUAGAAAACUUAAUUUGCACAGAAAAAUUCACUCAGGGGAGAAACCAUAUAAAUGCCUAGAGUGUGGGAAAAGUUUCAAUCGAAAUGACAAUCUUGCCUCCCAUCGAAGAACUCACACAGCGGAGAAACCAUAUAAAUGCCAGGAGUGUGGGAAAAGCUUCACUGACAGUUCCACUCUUACUUCCCAUCGAAGAAUUCACACAGGGGAAAAACCUUAUAAAUGCCAGGUGUGUGGGAAAAGCUUCAGUUGGCAUGACAAUCUUACUUCCCAUCGAAGAAUUCACACAGGGGAGAAACCCUAUAAAUGCCUGGAAUGUGGGAAAUGCUUCCGUGAAAAUUCAAAACUUACUUUGCAUCGAAGAAUUCACACAGGGGAGAAACCUUAUAAAUGCCAGGAGUGUGGGAAAAGCUUCGUUUCCGUUUCCGGUCUUAAGUUGCACCAAAGAAUUCACACAGGGGAAAAACCAUAUAAAUGCCUAGAGUGUGGUAAAAGUUUCAAGGAGAGUGGAAAACUUACUUGCCAUCAAAGAACUCACACAGGAGAGAAACCAUAUAAAUGCCUGGAGUGUGGGAAAAGCUUCAGUCAGAGUGCAAACCUUACUUCCCAUCGAAGAACUCACACAGGAGAGAAACCAUAUAAAUGUUUGGAGUGCGGGAAAACCUUCCGUAACAGUAGCAAUCUUACUACACAUCGAAGAACUCACACAGGGGAGAAACCAUACAAAUGCCUGGAGUGUGGGAAAAGCUUCAAUCAGAAUUCCAUUCUUACUUCCCAUCAAAGAAUUCACACAAAGAAGAAACCAUACAAAUGCCUGGAGUGUGGGGAAAGUUUCAAUCAGAGUUCCCAUCUUCGUGCUCAUCAGAAAAUUCACACAGGGGAGAAAGCAUAUAAAUGUCUGGAGUGUGGGAAAAGCUUCAUGCAUCUUUCACACCUUAAUGGCCAUCAAAGAAUUCACAGAGGGGAGAAACCAUAUAAAUGCCUGGAGUGUGGAAAAAGCUUCAGUCAGAGUUCACACCUUAAUGGCCAUCAAAGAAUUCACAGAGGCGAGAAACCAUACAAAUGCCUGGAGUGUGGAAAAAGCUUCACUUUCAGUUCCAGCCUUACUUUGCAUCAAAGAAUUCACACUGGGGAGAAACCAUACAAAUGCUUGGAGUGUGGGAAAAGUUUCGCUGACAGUUCCACUCUUAUUUCCCAUCGAAGAAUUCACACAGGGGAGAAACCAUACAAAUGCCUGGAGUGUGGGAAAGGCUUCAGACGGAGUUCCAUUCUUAAUUUGCAUCAAAGAAUUCACACAGGGGAGAAACCAUAUAAAUGCCUGGAGUGUGGGAAAUGCUUCCGUGAGAGUGGAAAACUUACUUCCCAUAAAAGAAUUCACACAGGAGAAAAACCAUAUAAAUGCCUGGAGUGUGGGAAAAGCUUCAGUCGGAGUGCCAAUUGUACUGCCCAUCAAAGAAUCCAUACAGGGGAGACACCGUACAAAUGCCUGGAAUGUGGGAAAAGGUUCCGUCAGAGUACCCACCUUACUUGCCAUCAAAGGACACACACAGGGGGGAGGAAAAAUGUUGUGCAUUCAUGAUUUUAAUUAUAUUUAUCAAUGUUUUAUGCAUUGUAUAUUUUCAUAACCUCUGUAAAGUUCAAUUCUUGGUCAGGAAAAGUACCAAAAGUUCAGAACCGCCUCUCAGCCUUGACAGUUCAUUAGUAUAACUGAAGACAUAGGAGAUUUGUUGCUCUUCAGGUACAAACUAUUGUCUUUUUUUUCUUGUAACCUUGGUUUGAAAAUUUACUAGCAGUUGUCAAGCAUUUUAGUCCACCUAGUAGUUACUCAUUUGCACAAACACUUUAGGGUCCGAAAGUUGUAUUUCUCUUCCUCUGUCACCUGUAUCAAAAGUGUUGUGUAUGAGUCUAAUCACUAGAAGCCCUCCCACUGUGCCCCCCCCAAGCACCCAGAAUACAGAGCAUCACUGCCCCAGACAGAGAGUUCCAACAAUACGCUGUGGCUAAUAGCCACUGAUGGACCUCUGCUCCAUAUGAUUAUCCAGUCUCCUCUUGAAGCUGUCUAGUCAGGUUUCAAGUUUUAAGUAGAAAGGCAGAAGGCUAGGUACAAUGGGCUACUUAAAACCUGACUUGCCUAAAUCUUAGAUUACUGUAAUGUUUAUACACUUAGCUAAGUUUGACAAAUGUUAGUUGACCUGAUUUCUAUUGUGUGGAUUGUUCUGUACUUCUAUGAUUACUUUUCACCUGUUCAUCAAAUUCUUGCCUAAUACCAAGAGCAUGCUUUAUUUUAAAUAAAACCAUUAUCUCUAAGACCAUAAGA